Molecule: messenger RNA, 1828 nt
Organism: Oryza sativa Japonica Group (Japanese rice)
Lineage: Eukaryota; Viridiplantae; Streptophyta; Magnoliopsida; Poales; Poaceae
Biological process (GO): Golgi vesicle transport
Cellular component (GO): membrane
Source: RefSeq, a predicted model, not a curated record
CAGGCCAGGUUGGCUGGCAUGAACCACCAAAACCGGGAGAGGAAAGCGUACGAAAGCAGGAGGAACGCAACCGAAAAUAGGGGGGAAGAGAGAUUUCCCUCGCGCGCUUGUCGUUCGCCUUCUUCCCCUUUGCGGAUUUGAAUCCGCUCGGGGGCGCUAUUACCUAUUGGCGCCGCGGCGGCGGCGGCGGCGAUUUGAGUCGGGAUCCCGCUCGAUGGCGGAGGGCUUCGGGCGGUGGGAGGCGGAUCCGCUCUUCCCCGCCGCCGAGUGCGUGCAGGACUCCGCCGACAGGAUGGAGGGUGUGUACCGCUUGCUCUUGCAUGAAAGAAAACUGAUACAAGAUGAUACCUCACAUACAAAACGUCGUGUAUCAAUGCAGUAUGAGAGAGAUGUGUGCACUGCUCUUGGAACAACAAAGUGGCAGUUGGAGCAAUUUGAGCGAGAAGUGAAUGCAGCGGCAUUGUCUAAUAAGUCAAAUUCAAGGGAAAAUGCCAUCUUGCAAUUUAGGCAAUUUAUUAGAGCUAUAGCGGAGCAAAUUUCUCAGGUGGAAGAUAGUUUGGAGAGUCUUAGGAAUGAUUCCAUUAGAACACCAAAACAUUCAUACUUGACUGAACAUGAUGGAGAUGAAUUGGCAUCUUUUCUUUCUGGUAGUAAUAGAAAGGAUAAUCAUGUGAUUUAUUCCACUGGAACAGAUGAAAUUGUUGAGCUCAAGCUUGAUAGUGUUCCUGCAGUAAAUGGUUAUCAUUCCACCCAAGAACGUACAUCAUGUGAAUUCAGAUAUUCAGGAGAAGAUGUGGAAGGAGCAGCCAAGCCUCAAUGUUCAUGCGGGGAAAAUGCAUGUGAAGGAGAUCAUAAUGGUAGCAGUAUGCGUGGUUUGGAUUCUGAUGAUUCAAUAGGUAGGAAGCAUCAUUUCAGGAGCAAACUGAGCAGGAAAUACCACAGUUUUAUGCGGAAUUUAUGGUUUACAAAUAGAGGACGUGAGAGUUUUACAAAGAGGAGGAAAGAUGGAGAAGUUAUGGAUAGCUUGAGAAAUGGAAGUACAUUACCUUCAUUCAAUCUACCUCCAGCUGGAAGGGCUAUGUAUUUCUGGCCUGAGCUUAUCAAGAGGAGAUUAAGUAAAUUUAAAUGCUCUACACAUCACAAGCAUCUUCAAGUCCGUUUAGCAACAGUACUACUAAUUGCCCUUGCUGUACUUGGCUUGCUGGUUUUGCAUGUGAGAUGACUGGGAGCAGUAUCCGGUUUUGGUCCCUGUUGUGUACGUGCCAAUCGCCAUGUUGCACUGUACCAAUCAAUCAUUUUCAUAGUUCCUGAUGGAGGAGGAUCCGUGUGCUAUUGAGCACCAUUUGCUAUUUUAUAUUGCCAUUCGAGGGAGACAUAGGUUUGGCGUCAUUUGAUUGCUCCUAAGUAGCCUGGACCAGCACUGACAUGAGCUGUGAUUUUCCACAAAUCCACAUUUUUUGUUCAGAACUGCCACGUGAAUACACGAUGUAUUGUAUUGGCUUGUUUGUGAUACUUGCACAAUCAAGUAAUCAACCAUUGUCUGAUCAGUAAGAUGACAAAGUCUUCUCCAGAUUUUUACGGUAGCAAUCCUGUUAAUAUAUUCCACCCAGAGAAAGGUGCACUCUAAUGUAAUGCCAACUGUAGCAUAACCUAGGGGCUCUGUAGCUAGUGAAGUUCUCAAUUCCGGUCAUCCACAGGAGAUGUCAGAUGUGCUAUUUGUGUAUGUGUUCCAGUUUGAUUCCCUGAUUGAACCUGCAACUUUGUCUUUGGCUGCAAAAAGAUUGCAGCACUUGAAUCGAACUGGAUUCAAUGUACAAGUUCGUGUGCU